Molecule: messenger RNA, 1105 nt
Organism: Populus nigra (black poplar)
Lineage: Eukaryota; Viridiplantae; Streptophyta; Magnoliopsida; Malpighiales; Salicaceae
Product: syntaxin-52-like
Exons: 6
Coding region: 185-823 (212 amino acids)
Biological process (GO): intracellular protein transport; vesicle fusion
Cellular component (GO): endomembrane system; SNARE complex
Molecular function (GO): SNAP receptor activity; SNARE binding
Source: RefSeq, a predicted model, not a curated record
UUGGUGGGUAGCAUUCUGAUUUCUUACAACAUUGCCACUCCUCUUAGUUUAGAAACUUCGGAUCAAUUUGUACAGCUAAACACCGGCAAGUCUUCAUUUUCUCUACACAAACAGAGCUGAAGCUGUAGAAACAUUUCUCAAUUCUCAAAAAUCAUCACUCCCUGGUCGUUUUUACUAAGGGGAAAUGGCAUCGCCAUCAGAAUUAUGGAUGCAAGAAUUCAAUGAAGCAUCAAAACUUGGUGAUGAAAUUAGUGAUAUGAUUUCUGGGAAGAAUUCUUUGCCUCAAUCUAGACCAGAAACACAGCGACAUCUCUCUGCGAUGCGGAGAAAGGCCACUAUUUUGACAACCAAACUUGAUAGUCUGCAGUCCCUUUUGUCAGCACUUCCAGGCAAACAGCCAAUAUCAGGGAAAGAGAUAAAUCGGCGUCAAGAGAUGCUGAAAAAUCUGAGUACAAAAGUUAACCAGAUGUCUACUGCUCUCAAUAUGGCCGGUGCUGCUAACAGAGAGAACUUGCUUGGGUCUGAUAGCAAGACAGAUGAUAUUAUAUAUAGAGCAUCUGGCUUGGACAACCAGGGCCUUGUUGGUUUUCAACGGCAAACCAUGAGAGAACAAGAUGAAGGCCUUGAGAAAUUGGACGAGACAGUGACAAGUACAAAACACAUUGCAUUGGCUGUCAACGAGGAACUUACCCUACACACUAGGCUUCUGGAUGACUUAGACGAGCAUGUGGAUGUAACGAAUUCCCGGAUGCAGAUUAGAUUCCAUGGAUGCAAUCAGGUGCAUUUGCAAACUUUUAGCUCUUGCCACCCUCAUUUGUUCUAGCUUUUCUGUAAAAAGGAUGGUCAAUAUAAGCUCAUACCUGUUCUUUGAGAAGGUUACCAGUGUGCAGACUGCAGACUAUACAAACACCCAUUUGGGUUUAGGUUCUGAUUCUGCAAUGCAGGAUUGGAAUCACCACCUGCCCUCCGGGGCUCACAUGGUUUUUGCCUAGCUGAUAAGAUUGGGAAUCGUCUUCUCUGAAGUUGGUCUUUCUAUUUUACUAUAUUGUACCCAAGAAAACAAAGCAUAAGAGGUUAUUCCAUCAAUUAGAAUCAAUUUCUUGUA